GUAGCCCUGAAUAUUUUUUGUAAGUUGGGAAGUAAGGGAAGCUCUAAUGAAAUACGUAUUUAAACUUAUUUAUGCUAAAGAGAUUACUUGCUGUGCAUUUUUAAGAGCUGAGCGUAUCGAAAUGAUGUGACGACGAAAACUAUAUAUAUAUUAUAUGGACGCAGAAAAAGAGCGCAGUAAUGGCGAAAAUGGACGGGAAGGAGUGUUGUUUUCUGGAUCGGAGCAAUCAUAACCAGGCGAAUACAACGUCGCCUUCAUCAUCUCGCCCAGUGCUUUUCCUGCUCCUGGGCAUCGGGAUUGGCUAUCUUAUCACCCAGGUUCUUCUGCGGCCUAUAAUGGAUCUCAAAUCUCAUAGGACUGGCACGGAAAGAUCGACUUUACUGGCCAUCGAUUUCACCGAUGAGGUGCGAGUCUUGUGCUUUGUGUACACCAAGCCCACUAAUCACAAGACUCAGGCCAAAGCCGUCUUGGAAACUUGGGGCAGGAGGUGCAACAAGCUGAUCUUCUUCAGCAGCCGCACUGAUGCCAAUCUAUCCGGAACUGUGGCCCUGCCCGUUAGUCCCAACUACCGGGAAUCGUGGCUAAAAACGAAGAUGGCCCUGAAGUACCUCCAUGAGCACCACCUGAACGAUGCCGAUUGGUUCCUGGAGGCCGACGACGAGACCUACGUGAUAAUGGAGAACCUGCGAUACAUGGUCUAUCCCUACGGUCCACAGUUGGCCAUCUACUUCGGCUCCCCGGGCACUGCGAUGACUCGUGCUGCACUGCGUCGCUUGGUCGAGUUGGCCCUGCCCAAUCCUUCCAAGUGCGAGCCAAAGGAUGCGGGACCCACCGCAGGCAAGCUGAGGGAGUGCCUCGAAAAUGUGAAUGUGCUGGCGGGCAACACGUACGACUCCAAGGGACGCAGACGCAUGUACCUCAUCGAACCGCAGGCCAGAUCCAAUCUGUUUCUGCACUAUGACCCCAAUUUCUGGUUCUGGAAGUUCCUCGCCUACAGGACACAAGAUGGAAUUUUCGCUUGGUCCAACUAUGCCGUCUCGUUUCAUUACGUUCAGCAUCACUAUAUCCACUGUUUCGAGUAUAUGAUCUAUAGAUUAAGGACUUUUGGGCGAAAACAGAUGGUGGAAUCGCUUCCAGCUAAGUAUAAUCCCGCCGAAGAGAAGGUGCCAGAAGCACAACCUAUUGAUGCCGAGCAAGAAGUUCCAGCUGACUACGCCUACUAGAGGAUUACGCUGCAUUUCCUUCUUCUCUUUUAACAUUAUACGAGUAAUAAAACAGAAUCCAAGUUUUAAA
Molecule: messenger RNA, 1293 nt
Organism: Drosophila erecta
Lineage: Eukaryota; Metazoa; Arthropoda; Insecta; Diptera; Drosophilidae
Product: glycoprotein-N-acetylgalactosamine 3-beta-galactosyltransferase 1
Exons: 2
Coding region: 180-1223 (347 amino acids)
Cellular component (GO): membrane
Molecular function (GO): N-acetylgalactosaminide beta-1,3-galactosyltransferase activity
Source: RefSeq, a predicted model, not a curated record